Molecule: messenger RNA, 1779 nt
Organism: Equus quagga
Lineage: Eukaryota; Metazoa; Chordata; Mammalia; Perissodactyla; Equidae
Gene: TRIM31
Product: tripartite motif containing 31
Exons: 9
Coding region: 1-1779 (592 amino acids)
Molecular function (GO): protein binding; zinc ion binding
Source: RefSeq, a predicted model, not a curated record
AUGGCCAGCCAACAUUUUACCAACACACUGAAGGAGGAAGUGAUUUGCCCCAUCUGCAUGGAUAUUCUGCAGGACCCUGUCACCAUUGACUGCGGGCACAAUUUCUGCCUCCGAUGCAUCACCCAGAGUGGGGACACAUCAAACGACUUUCUCAACUGUCCCCUCUGCAACAAACUUGUGAGGAGGGACACGUUCAGGCCCAACUGGCUGCUGGUGAAUCUGGUGGAAAAAAUCCAAGCUAUGGAUCCCUCUGAGAUGCAGCCAGGAAGGGAAGAGCUAAAAUGUCAGAGACAUGGGGAGAAGUUCCACUACUUCUGUGAGUACGAUGGGAUGUUCCUCUGUGUGGUGUGUCGUGAAUCCAAGGACCACAAACUGCACAAGAUAAGUUUGAUAGAAGAAGCUGCCCUGAGUUAUCAGGGGCAGCUUCAAUCGCAGGUUGAGGUCUUGCAGGAAAAGGAGAAGGUGAUAGUACAACUGAAGGAACAAGGUGAACAGAAGAUCAAUGUCUUCAUGGCCCAGGUGGAACUUGAAAAGCAAAGGAUCAUCACAGAAUUCAAGCAGCUGCGUCAAGUCCUAAAGGAAGAGGAGAGUUUCCUACUGUCACGGGUACUUUGGCUGGGUCAAGAGGAAGAGAAGGGAAAGAAAUUCUACAUUGCUUCUGCCGAGGCGCAGCUGAACUCUUUCAGGAAGUUGAUUGAUUCUGUCAAGGCCAUGCAGCGCUUGCCACCCAGUCAGCUGCUUCGGGACGUCAAACCAUAUCUUCCUAGGAGUGAAGGGUUUCGCUAUCUCAGCCCAUCCCCUGUUCCUCUGGCCCUGGAGAAAAAACUCAGUGAAGCACAAUCAAGACAUGACUCCCUCACAGAGAGCCUGAAGAGAUUCAAAGACAACUUCCAGGCUGAUAUGAAGAGAGAUAAAAACAGAUUUUUCAAAGGCAUGAAGGAAAACUACAGAAAGAGCUGGUCUUCAUUUCAUUCUCUGAUGGAGAAACAUACCCUUAAAACGAGCAAAACCUCGGAGCCUGAGUCACCCUCUGCAGAGGACGGAACAACUAAAUCAGCGUCACCAAAUCUCCACCCCUCAACUCUAUCGGAGGACUCCUUUGCUGUGAAAGCCACCCCUCCAGCAUCGCUCCGGCCCCAGCCCCGGCCCCGAAGCAUGGCCUCAUUUCCUGAGUUUUCUCCAAACCAAGCCAGCUCUGAGAACCCGAGCAGCCCUGGCGCUGAGUGGACUGAAGGGCUCAAGGUGGCGCUGACCCCCGUGACCCUGGAUGCGGCCUCGGCCCACCCAAACCUCGUCAUUUCCCAGGAUCUGAAGACAGUGACGCUGGACUUCAUUCCUCAGGACAGCUCAGCCGAGCCCGAGGACCCCGCGCGCUUUUUCCCGUUCUGCUGCGUUCUGGGCUCGCCCGGCGUGUCCUCCGGGUGCCAGGCCUGGGAGGCGGAGCUCCGAGGACCCGAGGGCGGGGCCUGCCUGGUAGGCGUGGCCUCGGGGCUAGUGCCGCGGAGAGGCUUCCUGGUGGUGGAGCCCUUGACCGGCUUUUGGGCGCUGCGCAUCGCGGGCUCCGAGUGCCAGGCGCUCACCGAGAGCGGCACCCGGGAGAAUCUCCCGGUUCGUCCGAGGAAAGUGGGCGUCCACGUGGAUCACGAGUGUGGGGAGGUCGUCUUCUACGACGCCACCACAAGCAACUACAUCUACACCUUCCACACCUCCUUCCCGGGGCAGAUCUUCCCCUUUUUCCGGCUCCUGUUUCCCGGCACCCAGAUCAUCCUGAGUCCCUAG